Anoplopoma fimbria (sablefish) is the source of this 2631-nucleotide messenger RNA. RefSeq names its product patched domain-containing protein 3-like. The record is from RefSeq and is a predicted model, not a curated record. The transcript is spliced from 4 exons. Bases 1 to 2559 code for a protein of 852 amino acids. Lineage: Eukaryota; Metazoa; Chordata; Actinopteri; Perciformes; Anoplopomatidae. Gene Ontology annotation, cellular component: membrane.
AUGAGCUGCAGACGGACUGACUGUGUGGCUAAACCUCUAUCGGGCCUUUUUGAAAGACUCGGAUCACUUGUGGGCUCUUUCCCUUUUUAUUUUCUGGUGAUUCCUCUCAUACUCUCUGCGGCCCUCGGCGGAGGCUUCACUUUCCUCAAAGACAGGGAGGACAAUGACUUUGAGCGGCAGUUCACGCCCAGGAAAGGACCCUCGAAGGUCACGAGAGCUUUCAUCAGGGAGAACUUCCCCUACAAUGACUCCAUGUUUUCAGAGAAGCGGCUGUACGACAAGGAGAACUUUGCCUCCAUCAUUGCUGUAUCGACCGGCACCUCCAACAUACUAACAAAUCCGGCCUUUGAGGACAUCGUCAGACUCAACAAUAGGGUCCUUGACAUCUCUGUGCACAAUCGAAGCAUUGGAUUCAAAGACUUGUGUGCAAAAUCCAGAGGAGAAUGUGUCUCAAACAUCCUCCUGGAAAUGAUCAGCUCCAAUGAAACCGAUCAAACCAGCAUCGUCUUCCCAGUACAAACGCACGGAUCCAGUUCAGUGUUCCUGGGCUCGGUGCUCGGUGGAGUUACCACAGAUGCUAACGGCUCCGUCAUAAGUGCUCAGGCUGUAAAACUCUUGUACUACUUAGAUGACAAGGAAAACACAGUUGACGCCUCAAAGUUAUGGCUGAGAGCGUUUAAAGUACUGUUAUCAGAGGAGAAGGACAGAAAACAUGUUGACGUGUCUUACUUUACCUCCAAAUCCAAGCAGCAGGAGAUUGACAGUCACACCACAGAUGGCAUCCCUUUAUUCCUCAUCACUUAUGCCUGUGCUAUCACCUUCUCAGUGAUAUCCUGCCUGAGAUUUGACAAUGUGAGGAACAAGGUGUGGGUGGCCGUCUUCGGAGUCCUCUCCACGGGCCUGGCUGUUCUCUCCUCUUUUGGCUUGCUGCUUUACAUCGGAGUGCCAUUUUCUAUUACAGUCGCAAACUCUCCUUUCCUCAUACUCGGAAUCGGUCUGAACAACAUGUUCGUAAUGGUGUCCGACUGGCAGCACACCAAUGUGAAGGACCCGGUGCCGAAGCGGUUGGCUCACACCUACAAAGACGCCGUCAUGUCCGUCACCAUCACCUUCCUGACCGACGUCUUCAAGUUCUCCAUAGGCGUCAUGUCCGACUUCCCGUCGGUGCAGUCGUUCUGCCUGUACGCCAGCGUCUCCAUCGUAUUCUGCUACGUCUACACCAUCACCUUGUUUGGGGCCUUCCUGGCUCUGAAUGGGAGGCGAGAAGCCAGCAACAGGCACUGGCUGACCUGCAUGGAAAUACCAUCAGACCACAGCGAUCGUGAUUCUGUGAUGUAUAGCAUCUGCUGUGUGGGAGGCGGCUAUGAUCAGAACACCGGAGCAGAGAAAAAACAACCGGCGAGCAAUUUCUUUAAGGAUUACUACGGCCCGUUUCUGAUCAAACCCUGUGUCAAGGGUGUUGUAAUCUUCAUUUACGUGGUGUAUUUAGCUGCGAGUAUUUACGGAUGCUUCCACGUUCAACAGGGGAUUGAGCUCUAUGAUCUGGCAGCUGAUAACUCGCAUGUUACGAGAUUCAAUAGGAAGGAUAGGCAGUAUUUUUCUGAUUACGGUCCAUCUGUGAUGGUUAUCGUAAAUGAGGAGUUCCCAUAUUGGGAUAAAACCAAAAGGCAGCAACUUCUGGGAUGUAUAGAGGAUUUUAAAAAGCUCCAGUUUGUAGACGAGGAUGUCUCUACAUCCUGGCUGGACUCUUAUCUGUCAUAUGGACGAGAAGCACAUUUAAACCUAGAUGAUAAAGACGUUUUUCUCAAAAAUCUAUUUCCCUUUUUUGAUUUAUUUCCUUUUUUCAAGCAAGAUGUGAACCUCACUGGCGAUUCCGUCCAUGCAUCCCGGUUCUUCAUCCAAACCAUCGAAAUCGCCAAUGCCAGCAUGGAAAUAAAGAUGCUUUCAGGUCUAAAAACCACCACGGGACGAUGCAGUGCAGCAUCUUUAUCGGUCUAUAACCAGAAAUUCAUCUUCUACGACCAGUACGACGUGGUGGUCAGCAGCACGAUCAAAAACGUGGUCGUGAUCACAGCUGGGAUGCUGGUCGUCUCCCUCCUUCUGAUUCCAGACCCUCUCUGCGCGUUGUGUGUGACCUGUUCCAUCGGCUCAGUGACUGUCGGGGUGACCGGUUUCAUGGUGCUUUGGAACGUCAGCCUCGAUUCCAUUUCCAUGAUCGUUUUCACCGUCUGCAUCGGCUUCACCGUGGAUUUCUCGGCUCACAUGUCCAACGCCUUCGUCUCCAGCAAGAAGACGAGUCCCAACGACAAGGCGGUGGACGCUCUCUCCAGUUUGGGCUACCCGAUACUUCAAGGGGCCGUGUCCACCAUUUUAGGGGUGUCAGUGUUGGCUACGUCUGAGUUCCACACAUUCAGAACGUUUUUUAAGAUCUUCUUUCUUGUCAUGUUCAUCGGGAUGAUUCAUGGACUCAUUUUCAUUCCAGUGACUCUGACACAGUCUACAUGCAGAUCGAAAAAAGAGGAAAGUAAAGACAAGAGUUUGCAGAGCAGCAAACUAUGAGCCCAGUUACAGUGUUGAUCAUAUGCAGGCAUAUUAAGAAGGUGCAUUGACUUGAAGAUCCCACAAUGCAAU